GGUCGCGUGAGGCCGCGUCGUCGGUGCACAAAGAAACCAAGUGCCUCAGUCGAAAUCCAGGAGCGUUGGAGGAGAUCGCCCGCGCUCAAUUCCUUGGCGUUGAUGGCACGACGGAUUUUGUUGACAUUGGAAAUCAGCACUUUUCCGAGCUAUGCUCCCGAAGAUCCUGUAUAUUACGAACAUCAACGUUUAUAAUCUAACGGUGGAAUAGACAAAACAUCAAAGUGUAUCAUGUCAUGAAGAAGGCUCUGAGUUUAGAACGAGAGAAACGCGAUGCUGGAGAAUCUUUUAGAAUAUUAAACACGCGACACACGACGGAUUAGAAUAAUCGUUCGCAAUUAUCCGAAACGUAAGAUGACAGCGGAAGCUGUUAACGUAAGAUUCAUUCAUAACACGUCAUCUCUCGCAAAGAGAGUAUUAUACAGCGUAGAUUCCAUUCUGCACGCUUCAUUCAAAUGUUUUUAUACAGAUCCGUUAAACGCUGUCUGAGAGAAAGGACUAUAAAGUACCGCGAAAAGAAGAUUGCCGUAUGAUAAUAUCGGGGUCGGCGAGAAUGCAAAAAGUAUAAAAGUUAAGAGGUGAGAAGAGUUGAGUCAUCAUGUUGAUACCUUAAGAACACUCUUCUGACUCUAAUGGGGGAAUCCGCUCGUGUCGGCUGGGUCAUUCCGCGGCGAUGCGGCGGAUUCCAAGAAUAACGGAGCGUAAAACUUAUUGAGACGGCGGGUCGCGCCUUGGAGAGUCUCCUCGACGUUAGCGGGUUUCGUCUACGAAUCACGAUGUGACCGAUCGUCACCUGAAAGUGCUCUGCGGCUCGAUCACGUCAACAUAUGACGUCUAUCGUUCUUUAACGGACGUCCGUGAGAAGCUAAUGCGACGACUAUCAGCUGACACUUUAAGGUGCGACGCUACUUAUUCGGAGUUUCGUUCAAAUCGUAGUGUAAAGGACAUUGGGUACACGAUCCAACAUGGAACCAAGAAAGCGACCGAACGAUCUUUCUAUUCGUAUCUUCGGAUGACUGUCGAGUGUAAUUUGAUAGAUUGAUAAGAAUCGCUGGUUGCAUUUCGAGACUUGUGAGACGCGAGAAUCCGAGAGGCCGACACAUUGGCAAUCGGCAUGAGCAACGGCGAAGGUGUGGUGACGGGCCCGGGUUCCGGUAACGAUCAUCUGUGCGAGGACGUCGACAUGGCCACUCCGACAUCAGCGUCUUCGAAUCUGAAGCCGCGAAGCGGCAAGAUCAGCUUCAGCGUCGACGCCCUGCUGAGCGGCACGAAGAAGAGUGCCAUCACCGGCGGCACCUUUGCGGCCAGGCGAGACAACGAUGACAGGAUGGACGCCGAAAAGAAUAUCGAGAUGGAGGCGAGAUAUCGAGAGCUUCUGAUGGAGCAGCAGAGACUACAGAGCAGAGAACUACUCGCCAGGUUGAGUCCCCACGGUCUCGCCGGCUUCGGAAAUCAUCACCAUCAUCAUCACCCGAACAGACUCGAGCAAGAUCACCCGCCCGCACGACAGGAGAUGCUCACAGUGAAGGAUUUCUCCAGGACGAGCCACGACAAGUCGUCCUCGCCCAUCAGAAUAGACCAGGAGAACCCGAGAGACCGACUGACCAAUUCGCCGAGUGGAAUCGGCGAGACGAUGCUCCAACGAGAACAGGAGCGUAUUCAGGAGGAGGACGAGAGGAUCGACAGGAUCACCAAUCCGAGAUCCGUGUCGCCCGCGAGCAGACGAGAGAUCCUCGACGAUCGUAGCGAUUCCGAAGCGAAUCGCUCGCUGGAAGGAGACCGUACGACGGAUCAUCUGGAUCUCGAGGACAAUGAGAUAAGAAGCGUCGGUCAUUCUGAGGAUCUAAACGUGAUGGACUCGGACUGCGAGCUGGAGAGGGACCUGGAAACGAGCCAGGAGAAGGAGGAGAAGUCCAGCCCGGUAGUGCCUCAGCCGAUUCAUCCCGGAGUGCAAAGGCCCUCGCAGGGCCCGCCGUAUCUCGCCGGAGCACCCGGCGCUCCCGGCUGGAACCCCGCGGGAUUUCCGCAUUCUCUGGCGGGGUUCGCGUGGCUGCCCCCACCUCCGCAUCCGCACAAUCCUCAUGGACAUCUUUACACGCCGCACGGUGGGCCCACCAGCCCGAACGGGGACUUAAGAUUACCGGGACCCGGACCAGGCCCGGUCAGAUGCACUCUCAGGAAGCACAAACCGAACCGGAAGCCGAGAACGCCGUUCACGACGCAGCAGCUGUUAUCGCUCGAGAAAAAGUUUCGCGAAAAACAGUACCUAACGAUAGCCGAAAGAGCGGAGUUCUCGUCGUCUCUUCACCUCACGGAAACGCAGGUGAAGAUCUGGUUUCAAAACCGAAGAGCUAAGGCGAAGCGACUUCAGGAGGCGGAAAUAGAGAAGUUAAGACUAUCCGCGAGGCCCUUGCUGCACCCUAGCUUUGGAUCGGGGUUAAUGUUCUCCGGGGUGGGCCCGCCUGGUGCUCCAGGAGUACCUCCCUUCAUUGCAGCUGCCAUGGCUAGGCACACCCAUGCCGCGGCAGCAGCGGCCAUGUUCAUGGGGCCGCCUGGACACCGACCUUAAUAAUGACAUGCCAAGAUAUAAUACGCGUGUAAUUCAAAGUCAUUUUUGAUGUCUGAAGACCCAACCUGCUCACAAAUUGAGGAUCCUAUGACGCAGAGUCUAGGAGUUGCCAAGGAUUCAUAGAAACAUAAAUCUGCACGUUUAUUUCAAGAAUCUAAGGGAGAAUCCAAACUCUGGGAGUUUAACAAUCUGGAGAACCACAAUGGAGAACCAUCUAAGAAUUAGGAACUGGAGAAAAGUGAGGAUUUGCGAAGUGAUCGAAACAUCCAAGAACUCAAACAUUUGAAAGCUAAAAAGAUCGAAAAUUUGCGAAUUGGAGAUUCAAGAGAGCAGAGACUAGAAAUUUUAGAAUUCAAGAUUCCAAGAACUCCGGAAACUGAAAGACCAAAAGUAGUCUAAUAAAGUAAUCAGUAAUAGAUCCGCAAAAUGGAAUUUAAGUGAUCUUUCUUUCACGCGAAGAAGAAAAACUGUCUGAAAGUUCUGCGGCUGCUCUUAUUUAUUAGUCCACCUUCCGCCCGUCUUUAAUUAUCCAUUCUUCUACCGGUACCGAGGAUAUUGGGAUCCACUUAACAUUGGAAGUCGAAAUUGGCUAUAGGAGUGGCUCUGUGGCGAUACUCGCGCGUUAAUCCGGACGGCUUAUCUCCAGAGGGGUACAUAUAAUCUGAAGUCCGAAGCUAUCGUUCGAGAGACCCGUAGCUUGAAGAGACAUCGUCACGUAAUUUUUUCGGGACGAUGGAAUAUAAUAUAUAUCGGCGCCUCGAGAGGCGCGCGAAACUUUGAUCUCAAGAAAAAGCACGAGUGUACAUAGUGUAAAUAGAUACGCGUUCGUACGAUAACUAUGGGUGUACGUAUGUAUAUACACACGUGUACAGGACGCUAUACCCUCAAGGAGAGGAAAUCGCGAGGAACGAGCGUUCAAAAGUUAGCUUAACGAUUUGGACCGCGCUGGACCUAGCAAACGUUCGUUCAUGGGUGUGUUUUUAAUGUGGACCGGUCGAGAGAGUGCAGCGACAUGAAUGUGCGAGGUACGUUUAAACAGUUCCGAGUCUGAGAGCAUUAAAAGAGAAAUAGUUAACGUCGAAGCCAAAUGUAAUAGUUGUUUCUCUAAAACUAAUUCUCACAAUCAUAUUAAAUCUAUUCGUUUAUAUCAGAAAUCUUUUUUUUUCAACCUCAAAAUUUUAGUUACAUUUUGCAUCAGAGACAUCAGUGACGUUUCUAAUAGCUGCCACAAGUAAAGAACAAACUCAUUGAUCUUCAUUGGGAAUUACACAGUUCGUACCUCACAUAAUCUCGAUGUCUUUCAGACUUGUUGAAUUUUUUUUCUAUGCAAGAAGGCGAGGGGCAAGUGCGUGUAAAUUAUGUAUCAGCUUGUGUUGAUUGUGAAUCGAGGGAGACGGAAUCGCUCAUAGACAGUAAAAAGCUAACGUUACGAAUGUGGCGUGGUUCUAGACGUACCUAUGCGCCUUGUAUAAAUGUAAGAUGAUAAUUUAUCCAUGGAAGUAUAUUAUAGCAAAAUAAAAGAUUUCAGUAUUUA
Molecule: messenger RNA, 4103 nt
Organism: Temnothorax curvispinosus
Lineage: Eukaryota; Metazoa; Arthropoda; Insecta; Hymenoptera; Formicidae
Gene: Msx
Product: muscle segmentation homeobox-like
Exons: 3
Coding region: 1115-2569 (484 amino acids)
Biological process (GO): regulation of transcription by RNA polymerase II; embryonic morphogenesis
Cellular component (GO): nucleus
Molecular function (GO): RNA polymerase II transcription regulatory region sequence-specific DNA binding; DNA-binding transcription factor activity, RNA polymerase II-specific
Source: RefSeq, a predicted model, not a curated record